AUGUGGAAACUCCUCACCAUAGGGGUGUUGCUGGCUGCCAGCUGCUCACCAGUCUGUAGUACCUCAAUAUUUUACAGCAACAAAGAUGCAAACCAGGUCCUCAAAAUCCAGAAGCGGGCAAACUCUUUUCUGGAGGAGCUCAAGCCGGGCUCGAUGGAGCGUGAGUGCUAUGAGGAGCCAUGUGACUUUGAGGAGGCCAGUGAGAUAUUUGAAACCAAGGAAGCCACACUAGAUUUUUGGAGCAAGUAUGUAGAUGGAGAUCAGUGUAACCCACAUCCUUGUUCCAAUGGGAUAUGCAAGGACAACAUUGGAAAAUUUUCAUGCAUCUGUAACAAAGGCUGGGAGGGGUUUUUGUGCAAUUAUGAGGUCAGAUACACCAACUGUUCUGUCAAUAAUGGAGGAUGUGACCAUUUCUGUAGGGAAGACCCUGCCAACCAGGGCCGCUCUUGCAGUUGUGCCUCUGGCUACCAGUUGAUGAAUGACCACACCACAUGCAAACCUGUAGUGGAGUUCCCCUGUGGAAGAGUGAAAAUGGACUAUGUUGACACCAAUAACGGACUGAAUAUUCGGCUCAUUGAAGGAAAAACAGGGAGAAGGGGAGGCAGCCCUUGGCAGAUUAUGCUGCAAAACAGCAAAGGGAAGUUCCUGUGCGGGGGUGUUCUCAUCCAUCCGUCUUGGGUCCUAACGGCAGCUCACUGCACGGAGACAGAAGAGGGGCUCAAAGUAAGAGUUGGUAAAUUCCACCGUCUCCGUACCGAGGUAGAUGAGCAAGCCAUUUGGGUUGAUAAAUAUGUGAGCCACGAGAAUUACACCAAGGAGACCUCGGAUAAUGACAUAGCCAUGCUGCACUUGGCUGAGCCCGUGGUGUACAACAAAUAUGCGCUCCCUAUCUGCCUUCCCACCCGUCACCUGUCAGAACAGGAGCUGACAAGAAGUGGGAAGCAGAUGCUGGUAACUGGCUGGGGCAGCACAAGUGAAGUUGACACCAUUUACUCUAAUCUCCUCAGUUACAUCCAAAUCCCCAUUGUUGCCCGGAACGAGUGUGCCCAGGCCAUGAGAUUUCCUGUCACUGACAACAUGCUGUGUGCUGGGAGCCUGGGAGACAGAAAGGAUUCCUGCAUUGGGGACAGUGGAGGCCCCAUGGUCACUACGUAUAAGGAGACUUGGUUCUUGGUAGGACUGGUGAGCUGGGGUGAAGGCUGUGGAAACAGGAAGAAAUUUGGAGUCUACACCAAAGUUAGUCAGUACCUUCAGUGGAUCCAACACCACAUAGAUGAGAUGUCAGUUUCAUGGAAGGGCUGA
Chaetura pelagica (chimney swift) is the source of this 1302-nucleotide messenger RNA. It is a transcript of the gene PROC, whose product is annotated as protein C (inactivator of coagulation factors Va and VIIIa). The transcript has 8 exons. The record is from RefSeq and is a predicted model, not a curated record. Gene Ontology annotation, biological process: proteolysis; blood coagulation. Gene Ontology annotation, cellular component: extracellular region. The coding region runs from base 1 to 1302 and encodes 433 amino acids. NCBI's taxonomy places the organism in Eukaryota, Metazoa, Chordata, Aves, Apodiformes, Apodidae. Gene Ontology annotation, molecular function: serine-type endopeptidase activity; calcium ion binding.